CAGCUGUUUAAACUUAGGAGAAAGUGUGUGAAAGACAGAAAGAGUACCGUCCAAAAGAAGGAGAAGCUGCUUUCAUUGACUUAAUCAUACUUUUGCAUCAGGAGUCAAGAAGAAGAAACAUUUCUACCUAUACACCGACUACAAAGAGAGUGAAGCCAUGGCCAUGUGUGAGAAAGCCAAGUCAAUAAGCGGGCAUCCAGAGGGACCGUAUCGGGCUGUCGAGGCCUUGGAUGGUCUGGCACAUAUAGCUUUUGAAGGCAAGGACACACUGGAUAAGUUAUUUGACCACUCUGUGCAAAGAUUUGGCAAGGCCGCAUGCCUGGGCACUCGAGACGUCCUGAGUGAGGAGACUGAGACACAACCCAAUGGAAAGGUCUUCAAGAAGUUGGUCCUGGGCGAGUACCAAUGGAUGUCUUAUGAGGAAGUUAAUCAAGCAGCGCGCUUUUUUGGUAGUGGCCUUACAUCCUUAGGUCAACAGCCAAAGUCAACCAUUGCAAUCUUUUGCGAAACCCGUGCAGAGUGGAUGAUUACAGCACAAGCCUGCUUCAAACACAACUUCCCCUUGGUAACACUUUAUGCGACGCUGGGGGAAGAUGCAGUUGCCUAUGGGCUGAAUGAGUGUGGUGCCACACACCUUAUCACAAGUGUGGAACUUAUGGAAACAAAACUAAAGAGCAUCUUGUCCCAGGUGCCAGCUCUGACCCAUGUCAUAUAUGUGGAUAAUAAGGAAGUGAGUAGUGAUGGCUAUCCUGAGUCUCUUGUGAUCCAAAGCAUGCAGUCAGUCACAGACCUGGGAGCCAAACCUGAAAACUUGAAUGUGGCUGUGGAGCAGCCGCUUCCUUCAGACCUGGCAGUGGUCAUGUACACCAGCGGCUCUACAGGCACUCCUAAAGGGGUCAUGAUCGUCCACAGCAACCUCAUCGCUGGCAUGGCUGGACAGUGCCAAAGGAUUCCGGGUCUAGGUCAUCAGGACACAUACAUUGGUUAUUUGCCCUUGGCCCACGUGCUGGAACUGACCGCAGAAAUGUCCUGUUUAACCCAUGGCUGCCGGGUCGGCUACUCCUCUCCUCAAACCCUGUCAGACCAGUCGACGAAGAUCAAAAAGGGAAGUAAGGGAGACUGCACAGUACUUCAACCCACUCUGAUGGCAGCUGUGCCGGAGAUAAUGGACCGGAUCUAUAAGAAUGUUAUGAGCAAAGUGCAAGAUACGAAUUACAUCCAGAGGACUCUAUUCAAAAUGGGAUACAACUACAAAUUGGAGCAGCUCAAACAGGGCAAGGAUACCCCCAUUUGCAACACGCUUUUGUUUGGGAAAGUGAAGGCUUUACUCGGGGGCAACAUCAGGAGGAUGCUGUCAGGCGGGGCCCCCCUGUCCCCUGCCACCCAGUACUUCAUGAAUGUGUGCUUCUGUCCGGUGAGCAAUGGCUAUGGACUCACAGAGACCUGUGGAGCCGGCACCAUCACUGACGUUACUGAUGAGAGCACCAAAAGAGUUGGAGCUCCACUUAUCUGCUCUGAGAUCAAGUUACGAGACUGGUUAGAGGGUGGAUACACAAGUGAGGACAAGCCCAAUCCCCGUGGGGAGAUCAUGAUUGGUGGGCCUAAUGUGUGUUUGGGUUACUACAAGAAUGACCAACUGAAUGAAGAUUUCUGGGUGGAUGACAAUGGCCAGCGGUGGUUCUGCACAGGAGAUAUUGGAGAAGUUCACCCAGAUGGUUGUCUACAGAUUGUAGACCGUAAGAAGGACUUAGUGAAGCUGCAGGUCGGGGAGUAUGUGUCUUUGGGAAAGGUGGAAUCAGUGCUGAAAAACUGCCCCCUUGUCGACAACAUCUGUGCCUAUGCCAACAGUGACCAGAGCUAUGUGAUUUGCUUCGUGGUGCCAAAUCAAAAGCAUCUGAAAGCAUUGGCCAGCAAGUGUGGUGUAGAAGGAGAGUUGGGUGAGCUCUGUGGGCAUCCUACAAUGGAGGCAGAGGUUCUGAAGGCCAUGAAGGAAAUUGCAACAUCCAGUAAACUGCUGCGGUUUGAGAUUCCAACGAAGGUGUGCCUGAGCCCAGAGCCAUGGACGCCAGAGACGGGGUUAGUCACGGAUGCAUUCAAGCUGAAAAGGACGGAGUUGAAGCAACACUACUUGUCAGAUAUCGAGAGAAUGUAUGGAGCAAAGUAGAAACAAAUGGACAUCCUAAAAAUGUCUCUCAUGGUACCUUUCAUCACUUUGAUUUUAGUCCUUUUUUGCAUGUGAGAGUGUAUUUGACAUGUUAUAAGCUAGUCAGUUUUGCCAUGGUGUACGUUAAAGAUUACAAUAUUGUACAGUUAAAGAAUAACAUGAUUCACAGAUGGGAAAUAUUGUAUGUAAAUACAGAACUCACUGUUUAGUGUUCACACUCUUUGUACUGUUGUACUUUCUGUUAUAUUUUGGGCCUUCUGGUCCCUGUACAUAAUGUAUCAGUGUUUGUUUGGCAAAAAUGUAUAUUGUUGUAAGGGGACGAUGAUUAUCAAAUAACGAUGUACAAGCAUGCCCAGACACAGUAAAGGAGAGGGAGAAUAUGAUGUCUGUAUUUUUUGAGCAUACUGCUCUCUAGAGGACAUUUUGUCUACUAUUUUGGUUACUAUUUUACACUUCAUCUGUGUAUUUUGCUAUUUAAGCUUUCACCUAUGUACCAUUGUCAUCAAGGCAACUGAGUAGCUACAUUGUUAUUAUUACUAUUACUAUAAUACAAACAAUUAUUAUUAUUGUUGAUUUAUUAUUAGCUAUUAUUAGCUAAUAGCUAUGAUACAUAUUUUGAAUAAGGCCUAGAACUGAAGCAGGUAUUUUAUUUUGAAAAUCAACCAAGCAUUUGUUUCUAAAAUUAAUUUUAGAGGUAUAAAUCAGGUAUAUUGACAUUUCAAACAUUUCCAAAAGUUGUAUUAAAAAUCAUGCAAAAAACAAUAAUGCAUAUGUUUUCACAUCACAUUCAAAAUCACCCAUACUGAUGCCUAUACUGCCACUACGUAAUAACAUUAAAGACAUUUUAAACCUGG
This is a messenger RNA of Alosa alosa (allis shad), 3018 nucleotides long. RefSeq names its product acyl-CoA synthetase long chain family member 4b (gene acsl4b). The coding region runs from base 158 to 2164 and encodes 668 amino acids. Gene Ontology annotation, biological process: long-chain fatty-acyl-CoA metabolic process; neuron differentiation; long-chain fatty acid metabolic process. Gene Ontology annotation, molecular function: arachidonate-CoA ligase activity. Gene Ontology annotation, cellular component: plasma membrane; lipid droplet; endoplasmic reticulum. Lineage: Eukaryota; Metazoa; Chordata; Actinopteri; Clupeiformes; Clupeidae. The transcript has 15 exons. The record is from RefSeq and is a predicted model, not a curated record.